Molecule: messenger RNA, 1179 nt
Organism: Trichoplax adhaerens
Lineage: Eukaryota; Metazoa; Placozoa; Uniplacotomia; Trichoplacea; Trichoplacidae
Exons: 7
Coding region: 1-1179 (392 amino acids)
Cellular component (GO): nuclear pore outer ring
Molecular function (GO): protein binding
Source: RefSeq, a predicted model, not a curated record
AUGGCUUUCGCUGAGGUCCAUUCGCGUGUCAAGAAAAGGUACAACUUGCAGGAUAACUUCCAAUCUUUGCAAGGCCAUGAAAAUCUACUUAUUCAAUAUACUGAAAAGAAAAUAUCCAAAUUGCGCUGGAGACCGGAUCCCAAGGGCCAUAGCAGCCACGAGAAUAUCUUUGCGACUGGUACAUGGGACGAAUUGCAUAACGUCGUCAAUAUAUGGAACUAUGAGAAAGGCAGAACUUUCCGGGAAGAUACACACCAAGAAUCUGCGCUGAAUGAACCUCAACUUAUCACCUCGAUGCAUCAUCAAGGCGAAGUAACUGAAUUAAAGUUCAUCGAUGAUGAAAAAUUAAUGACGUCCUCAUCAAAUGGCUCAUUAGAAUUGAUUCAAUUUUCACGGCCUCGACAGGAAUUGCAAUCUAUUUCUAAAUGGAAAAAUAUCCAUCAUUUCUCAUCCAAUUCCUGUCCCUGCACUGGUUUUUCUGUCAACUUACCAAAUAUAAUAACCGUUGGUGAAGAUAGUAGAAUCAAUAUCUUAAAAAUUGAUGUACAAGCUCCAAUUGCUACAAUAGAAGACAACAUAAGCAGCUGUUCCAUCAAUGCUGUAACAUGCGAAGGAAUAUCAGAAUUUAUUACUGUAGACUCUAUGGGUCGUCUAAAGGUUUGGGAUUUACGGCAGCCCUAUGAUAAACCCGCCAAAGUUAUGGUUUUAUCUGGAGAACAGACCUGCUUACAAUGUAUCGAUCAACACCCUAAUCAACCCCACGUUGCUAUAACUGGUAGUCAUGAUGGUUCUAUCAUUAUUUGGGAUCUUCGCCAAGAUAAAUACCCAACAGUUGUUCUAAAAGCCCAUAUGAGUACAGUUUGGGAAGUCAGAUUCCAUCGUCACUUCCCAAAUAACUUAUUUACUUGCUCUGAUGAUGGCUCAAUUUGGCACUGGGAUGGAUCUUUGAUUACUUCUACUAAUUUACCAACAUCUAUCCGUAACUUUUCCGAUAUUGAACCUGCCAAUGCUACAAAUCCUUGGUUGAUCAGUGAUGUUAUAAGAAACAAAAUAAGAAUUACCAGUGUUGCUCCUCACAAUAAAUUGCCUAUUAAUAGCUGUGACAUCAUAAAUCAGGACUUGAUAUGUGGGACCGAUGGCGAAGCAAUAAUAAUUGCGCAAGAUCUACUACUGAAAUAA